UUAUGUUCUUUGUAUUUUUGUUCAUGGCCUACACUGGUGGUACCAUCUAUUCUGUUUCAAAAAUUUCAAUGGCUUAGUUUCAUGUCCCAGUACCACUUGAAGUACAACUAAGUACCUUCUGACAGGGCAAUAAUGUAUGUAUUUACCUAUGGUUAUUGUUUCCUAUAAGAAACAUGAUCAUCUCACCUUGGUUUCCCCUGUAUCUGACUUGGGACGGUUUUAUGUGAGAUUUGUUUUGCAUUUUCUGUGUGUGUGGAUGCUUAAGCUUAAGCUUUUGUUAUUUGGUUCAGUUAGAGAUUAAAGAAGACUGAAAUUGAGUCGAUGGUGUAUAUACUUGAUAUAUAUAAAUGGUCAAAAUAAGGAAGUGAUUUUAUGAAAGUUAAAUAUGCAGUUGUCUUCCUGUUUGAAUCUUCAUUGGUGAUUCCAAGUUUGUUGCUUUCCCCAAAAGUGGAGAUUUGUAGUACCGACAGAACUUCAACCUAUUCAGCAUAGAUCUUAAAUUGACCAGACAAUAGUAUAAUAAUUUUUAUUUACGGCCUUAGAAUUGUAUUGCCACAAAAAAAUCAGAUUUGAAAUCGAAAAAAAAGCAGGUUCUUAUGCUCAUAACAAUCCAGGAGAUGAUUCGGUAGCUUAAUGUUUGCUUAAUCUUUUCCAUCCUUAAUUAGUUAAAGGUAUUAAUUUGGUGAUAAUUUAAGAAUCUUCGGGUAGUAGAGAUCAUGUAGGUCAUUUAGCUCCGCCCACCGGCCGCCGGAGAUUAAAGAAGACUGAAAUUGAGUCGAUGGUGUAUAUACUUGAUAUAUAUAAAUGGUCAAAUUAAGGAAGUGCUUUUAUGAAAGUUAAAUAUGCAGUUGUCUUCCUGUUUGAAUCUUCAUUGGUGAUUCCAAGUUUGUUGCUUUCCCCAAAAGUGGAAAUUUGUAGUACCGACAGAACUUCAACCUAUUCAGCAUAGAUCUUAAAUUGACCAGACAAUAGUAUAAUAAUUUUUAUUUACGGCCUUAGAAUUGUAUUGCCACAAAAAAAAUCAGAUUUGAAAUCGCAAAAAAAGCAGGUUCUUAUGCUCAUAACAAUCCAGGAGACGAUUCUGUAGCUUAAUGUUUGCUUAAUCUUUUCCAUCCUUAAUUAGUUAAAGGUAUUAAUUUGGUGAUAAUUUAAGAAACUUCGGGUAGUAGAGAUCUUGUAGGUCAUUUAGCUCCGCCCACCGACCGCCGGCCAGAGGUGAGUUCUUUUAUACCUGUAUAGGAGAGGGGGGGUGCUCAUAUCGGGGCUGCAAAUUGGGAGCCUCUGAUGUUAUCACCAUCCGGUUCCGUUCUUCAGAUACGCAGAAUCGUUCUUGUUCAUUGGUUGCUUGAGGGGAAUGUUAUUUUCUUGGAGAUACAGAGAGAAAUCUCUACUGAAUUAGGUGUUGAAGAUGUUUUCUUGUGUAUGUGUGUGUCAGUGCAAACCCGGAUCAGUUGCUGCUCCAAACCAGACAAUUUGGAGGAUAAACGCGAGUCUCCCAGCGAUGCCAUGGAAGAAGAAAGUAUUCGCUCCAGACGUAGAUGUCUAGCUUGCCUGUGUGCUGUAACAUUAAUCAGUGCAUCGGGCCCAAAGUUUUCUAUCAUUGGAACCUUGAUGAUUUAUCUCAUUUGAACAUAAUCUAACCCCUCUGAUUUUUUUCAGUACAUAAUUGUACACCUUCUAUGCCCCGCUUAAUUGUGUGUUCAUUUUGUUAAUCAAGAAGCAUCUGAUUUUAUGGCUGGGUAUGUUGAAAAUAUAUAAAACCUUUCUUCUUUUGGAUAAUUUGUUUCCCUUUGACCAAUCUUUGUUACUUGCCUACACAUCUGUGCAUAGCGUGGUGCUCCAGCGCGACCGCUUCGUGUGCUGCCUCGAGUCGCAUGGCCACCAUGCCCGCGCCGAGGCGAAGGCCGCUGCCACUCUCAACGCCCUCUGCUGCGCGCUCUCGCCGGCGGCGUUUGCAAAGCCUUGUCGUGGCGCUGCAAGUGUUGCCCCCCUCCUCCCCAAGGGCAAGGUGAAGGAAGGUGCAUGUGUGGUUCUUCAGCAGCUCGCAUCGAGGAUUGCUGUGUCCAACCUGCAGAAGUAUGCCAAGAAGUUCUCGGAGAUGAUUAAGGACAUGUCCCCGCACUACAACGAGAGAUCUGAGCUGUUUGGAAGUUAGUUUAGGUUUUUGUUGUGGAUUCACAGCUUCUCACAUGUAUGAUCCUCUUAGAUCUUUAGAUUUCCAAAGAAACUAAAUGAAGAUAUGGUGGUAUGGUCUCAAUAGUACAACUUAAAGCCUUCCAUGUUUUAUAUUUUUUUUGAAAUUUGCUCUUGAAGAAUUAUGUAUCUAUGUUAGAUCCGGUGAGAAAAGGCGGAUUUCAAGUAGAGGUUGCUGCAGUGUUGGCCACAUUUAGUUUUCGACUUAAGUGUCUAAA
This is a messenger RNA of Triticum aestivum (bread wheat), 2411 nucleotides long. RefSeq lists its product as uncharacterized. The transcript has 3 exons. Bases 1742 to 2155 code for a protein of 137 amino acids. The record is from RefSeq and is a predicted model, not a curated record. NCBI's taxonomy places the organism in Eukaryota, Viridiplantae, Streptophyta, Magnoliopsida, Poales, Poaceae.